GAUAGAAGCAAAAAGAGUCUUAAAGCGAGAAGUGAACUUUCCCUGUUGCAUUAAAAUAACAUUCCGGGAGGUGGAGGAAGACGAGGGCUCGGAGCACGCCUGGAACGGAUUUCUGUGAGCCCUGAGUUGGUGCUGCCCCAUCCCUCGCUCCCACAUCAGCCCUUCUGUCUGCAGUCAGCGUGGGGUCCCCCGGUCCGUGGGCUCUGCCCUGUGCCACCACCCCUGUGGAGCUGCUGGGCUCAGCCUGGUCCCCGGCCCCCUGCUGCUGUUUGGUGCCUUCUCCCUCAGAUCCCGUUUUCCCACCCCCUACGAGGCGCAGGCUGAUGCUGCGCUUUGCCAGCCGUGCCCAGGCGGCUCCUUGUGCUCUGCAUCCCAAUCCCGGCCAUUUUGGCAUCCUCAGGGCUGCACCAGCUGCUCUGGCACCAGAAACGAUGCUACAACCCCAAUCCUACAGGUAAUCCCUGAGCCAACCCCGCUGUCCCCCCCAGGCCCAACCUCGCACCCCCUCCUCUGCACCAUCUCAGCGGCACUGCUGGGUUUGUUCUGUUGGUCUGAGCGGUGGCUGAGCAGCUCUGGGCCGUGCCCACCUCCUCGCUCUGCAGCUGUCACCGUGCUGUGGGGACAGAGCCAGGCAAUGCUGCUCGACGUCGAUCCCGUUUGCCCAAAUCCGCCCCCCGUUGCGAUAUAGGUUGGGGAUUUUGGAUGGCAGUUGCAGCCCGACACGAGCAGCCCCUUUGGAAGCGGCGCUUGGCUUUUGGAGAGGGCUAUGCUGCUGUGUGUGGACUGAUGGCUGCUGGGGUUCUCCGGAGCUCAGUGCAGAACCACACUGGGAUGGGGUUUGGCCGUCCCGUGCCGGCGCUGUGGGCGACGCGCGUGGCACGUGGCUGAUGGAGCAAAUCUCAGCUGCAGUGAAGGCCUGGGGUGUAUUUCAGUGUCCUUGAGGAGCCAUCAGACAGACAGAACUGCCGGGAGAGCGGCUCUGUUUGUUUUGGGUGGUGCGUUGCUCCCCUUCCUCCCUGCUCGGGUAGCUGGUGCCGGAUUCCCAAUGAAUUAUUUAUCGUGGGACUAAAAAUACCCGGGGAUUGCGGCGAGGAGCGGCAGUGCGGGCCGGGCUGUGCCGUGGUGUGGGACACCAUCAGUGUGAGUCACCGGGGGCUGUGCCUCACCUUGGCAUUGUGGCUGCUGCAGGGGGCACGGAUGUGGGAAGGGGUUGUGAGGCCGUUCGACAGCUCAACCCUGGCUGUGACACCAGGUGCGUGGAGAGGCACUAAUUUGGGUUAUUUCACAUAUUUUCAGCCCGAAACUCUGGCAGUGCUUUUCACCAAGUGGCCUUGUGCCGUGUCACAGGACAGAGGGGUCCCUGGGGCAGCCCCAGCACAGACCCCAAACUUUCUCUCUCUAUGCCAAGGAUGCGUUAAGCAACAGCAGCUUUUAAUUGCGGGUGACAUUUCCAAGCGCCGGCUGGCAGCUGGCAUCUUGCUGCAUGCAGUGCCACCAUGGCUGGCAUGUGGCUGAUGGCCCUGGGGCUUCAAGGCUGGGGUUGGUGUUCCAGGCUGCAAAGGGCCCACCAGCCCUGCAAGGAAACCUUCAUUUUCCUCCAUUCUUUAGGAACUGCUGGGUACUUGAGCUGGGUACCAUGCAGCUAAAGCUGGUAAGCAGCUUAUGGGGCUUUUGGGGGUUUUCCUUCCAGGCAGCAGCAGGAGCUGAGGGGCUCUUCUGUCCCAUCACAUCCUGACCCCACUGGCUCUGUGAGGGAUCCACACUGCACUGCAGAGGGUGCUCAGGGGAAUGCGAGGUUUCAGCCUGUAAAUAUUUCAGGUGACUGUCAGCGUGGAGAGAGCCAUGAGGGAGCAUCCAGCUCCUCCCAGCGCCUCCUGCUGCUGUCCCUGUCCCUGCCCAGAGGCAGUGAGGAGCAUCCUAAUGUGGCUCAGAUGGGAAGGAGGGCAAAGUGGCAGCGAAAUGGUGAUGGGGUUGUGGAGGGAAGGAGGAACAGGUUGGGGAAGGUUUGUGGCUCUUGGGGAUGAGGGUAAGGAAUGUGGCACUGGGAGACAGCACCCUGUACUCCCAAAGGGGCUGAGCUGGAGGGCACAGGCCUACGGUCAUCCCCGCCCCGCAUCCAGCCUCCAAGGGAGGAGAGUCCCCCUUUUGCUGGGGUCACCCAGUGCUGGGGUGGUGCAUGGGGCAGUGUUCCCAAAUGGAUGGGUGUGAAGGGCUGUGUCCAUCCUCGCAGGGACACGGCGGUGGACAUGGGCAGAGCGCCGGCGCGCACUCUGCUGCUGUCGUUGGUGCUGGGCUGCUCAGCUGCCUUCACCGAUGUGCUGCUGCCCGGCCCUGCAGAGCCAGUGGUCAACGUGGCCGUGGUGUUUGGGGGCACGUCCUACCCGCUGCACAUCCGCUCCCGCCUGAGUCCCCAGAGCUUCCUGGACAUGCCCCUGGAGAUCCACCCCAUCACCGUUGUUGUCAACAACACCAACCCCAGCACCCUCCUCACCCACAUCUGCGACGUGCUGGCCAGCCACAAGAUCCACGGCAUUGUCUUCGAGGACAACGUUGGCACGGAAGCGGUGGCCCAGAUCCUUGACUUCAUCUCCUCUCAGACCCAGGUCCCCAUCAUCAGUAUCAGCGGGGGCUCUGCGGUGGUCCUCAGCCCCAAGGAGCCCAGCUCAGCCUUCCUGCAGCUGGGCGUCUCCAUCGAGCAGCAGAUCCAGGUGAUCUUCAAGGUGCUGGAGGAAUACGACUGGAGCUCCUUUGCCGUCAUCACCAGCCUCUACCCGGGCUACAACAUCUUCCUGGAGCUCAUUCGCUCCUUCACUGAUGCCAGCUACUUCGGCUGGGAGCUGCAGGAUGUGCUCACCUUCGAGAUGAGCCAGGAGCGGAGCAGCUCCAGGACGCAGCGGCUCCUGCGGCAGCUUGAUGCCCAAGUGCUCCUGGUCUACUGCUCACGGGACGAGGCUGAGUUCCUCUUUGAGAUGGCUGGACAAGCCGGGCUGGUGGGGCCGGGCUACAUCUGGAUCGUGCCCAGCCUCACGGUGGGCAACAUGGAGCUGCCGCCCACCUCCUUCCCUGUCGGCCUCAUCAGCGUGGUGACAGAGAGCUGGAAGCUGAGUCUGCGGCAGAAGGUGCGGGACGGGGUGGCCAUCAUUGCCAUGGGGGCAGCCAGCUUCUUCCGAGCCCACGGCUUCCUCCCAGAUGUGGGACGGGACUGUUGGGCGCCCGCUGCUGCUGCCAACGCCAGCUUCUACCGGCACCUCCUCAACGUGACGUGGGAGCACAGGGACUUCUCCUUCAACGAGGGCGGUUACCUGGUCAGGCCCACCAUGGUGGUGAUCUCGCUCAACCAACACCGGCUCUGGGAGAUGGUGGGGAAGUGGGAGCACGGCAUCAUCCACAUGAAGUACCCGGUGUGGCCCCGCUACGGCUCCUUCCUGCAGCCCGUGGUGGACAACCGGCACCUGACAGUGGCCACGCUGGAGGAGCGGCCCUUCGUCAUCGUGGAGAACACCGACCCCAGCACCGGCGUCUGCGUGCGCAACACCGUGCCCUGCCGCAAGCAGACCAACGCCUCGGCCAGCAGUGAUGGCCUCGCAGACCCCUACACCAAGCUGUGCUGCAAAGGCUUCUGCAUCGACAUCCUGAAGAAGUUGGCCAAGACGGUGAAGUUCUCCUACGACCUCUACCUGGUGACCAAUGGCAAGCACGGCAAGAUCGUGCGCGGGGUGUGGAACGGCAUGAUUGGUGAGGUGUAUUACAAGCGUGCAGACAUGGCCAUCGGAUCCCUCACCAUCAAUGAGGAGCGCUCCGAGAUCGUGGACUUCUCUGUGCCCUUCGUGGAGACUGGAAUCAGUGUGAUGGUGGCCAGGAGCAACGGCACUGUCUCACCCUCUGCCUUCCUGGAGCCCUACAGCCCAGCCGUGUGGGUGAUGAUGUUUGUGAUGUGUCUGACCGUGGUGGCCGUCACUGUCUUUGUGUUCGAGUAUUUCAGCCCUGUUGGUUACAACCAGAACCUCACCAGUGGCAAAAGGCCGGGCGGCCCCACCUUCACCAUCGGCAAGUCGGUGUGGCUGCUGUGGGCUCUGGUCUUCAACAAUUCCGUGCCCAUCGAGAACCCCAAGGGCACCACCAGCAAGAUCAUGGUGCUCAUCUGGGCCUUCUUCGCCGUCAUCUUCCUCGCCAGCUACACCGCCAACCUGGCGGCCUUCAUGAUCCAGGAGCAGUACAUCGACACCGUGUCAGGGCUGAGCGACAGGAAGUUCCAGAGGCCGCAGGAGCAAUACCCCCCGUUCCGCUUCGGCACCGUCCCCAACGGCAGCACCGAGAGGAACAUCCGCAGCAACUACCCCGACAUGCACACCCACAUGGUGAAGUACAACCAGCGCUCUGUGGAGGAUGCCCUCACCAGCCUCAAGAUGGGGAAGCUGGAUGCCUUCAUCUACGAUGCGGCGGUGCUCAACUACAUGGCGGGCAAAGACGAGGGCUGCAAGCUGGUGACCAUUGGCAGCGGGAAGGUGUUUGCCACCACGGGCUACGGCAUCGCCCUGCAGAAGGACUCACGCUGGAAGCGGGCCAUUGACCUGGCCCUGCUGCAAUUCCUGGGAGAUGGUGAGACCCAAAAGCUGGAGACGGUGUGGCUGUCGGGGAUCUGUCAGAACGAGAAGAAUGAAGUGAUGAGCAGCAAGCUGGAUAUUGACAACAUGGCUGGAGUCUUCUACAUGCUGCUGGUGGCCAUGGGGCUCAGCCUGCUGGUCUUCGCCUGGGAGCACCUCGUCUACUGGAAGCUGCGGCACAGCGUUCCCAAGUCCCACAAGUUCGACUUCCUCCUGGCCAUCAGCAGGGGCAUUUACAGCUGCUUCAGCGGGGUGCAGACCCUGGGCAGCCCCGGGCGGGCGCCCACGCCCGACGUGACGGCGAGCUCAGCCCAAGCCAACGUGCUGAAGAUGCUGCAGGCGGCCAAGGACAUGGUGUCGACGGCCAGCGUGGGCGGCUCGCUGGAGCACGCCACGCGAACCAUCGAGGACUGGAGCAGCCGCAGCGAGCACCUCCAGACCACCUUCUCGCUCAGGACGCCGCAGCUCGUGGUGCAGAACAGCACCGGCACGCAUCGGGGUCCCUCCUGCGGCCCCCCGCACCCCGAGAGGCUGCGCAGAGUCUACGCGCCCAAAGGGCCGCCCCGGGAGCUGCCUCUGCCCAUCCCCGUGGACUCCCGGGAGGAGAGAUGGAGAGGGCCGAGCGAGCGCACCGCCCGCGUCCUUCACCCCGUGAAGCUUCAGGGCGGCGGUGCGGCGGACAGAGCCCUCCCGGGGCCCUUCCCGCACCUCCCGGCGAAGGCGGCGCCGGACGGGGAUUUCGAGGAGCACGCGCUGAUGGGGAACCAUAUCGGCGCUCCGACGCCUCCCAGGGAGCUCCCGCCGCCGGACAUCUACCGGGAGCACAAGCGGGCGGAGCGGCCGCCCACCGUCCCACUGCUCUGCGGCGACGGGGCGGGGACGGCGCCGCGUCCGCUCCCGGCGUCGAGAAGGGAGGCGGGGAACGCGUCCCUUCCCCUCGCCUGCGCCCGCGGCUCCUUCCCCAAAGCCGCCAGGACUUGCAGAGCCGCGGCAGAGCGGGAGCAGCCGAGCCGGCGGGCGAGCGCGGACCGAGCGUCGCGGGAGCGGGGAGAGAAGCGUCGCGGUGCGGGGCUGCGGCGGUGCGGGGCGCGCCCACCCGCUGCCCGCGGCGACGUCCCCGACCUCUUCCCCGAAGCCGAGGCCGCCCACGGCUGCGGUCCGCGCUGCCCCGAGGCCGCCGGGCGGCUGGCCGGGCCGGGCCGGGCGCCGGGCUCCCCUCUGGCCCGGCUGCCGUCCUACCGGGAAGCGUGCCGGCAGAAGCCCCGCGGCACCGCAUGCGCGCCCUAUGCCUGCGCGGACUCCUUCGCCCACCCGCCCCUCUGCCUGGGCCGUUCGUCCCGCGAGCACCCCGAGGUGCCGGGGGGCAGCCGGGGGCCGGGGCGCUGGGACGGAGCCCACAGAGACUGGGGACGGCGGGGGGAGCCGGGCUGGCCGCGCGCGGUGGGCGCGGAGUGGUUGGCGGCCCGUGGGGUGACGAGUCCCUGUGCCGGCGGGUCCUGGCGGCGGGUCUCCAGCCUGGAGUCCGAGGUCUGAUGGGGGCACGGGCGGCUCCGAGAGAUGUGCUGCUCCCUGCUCGCCUCCGGCCUGGGUGGAGAGAAGCCACGAGCCCUUCGCCCUGCUUCCCUCCUGGAGCGUCCUCCAUCGCCGACAGUGGGAUGCGCCAAACCAGGUCUGCUCACUUUGGAGGCCAAAGGAGCCUCCUCGAGGCUGGACUGGGCUCUCCCCACAGGCAGGGCUGGCUGGGGACGUGGGGACACUGAACUCAUUGUCACCAUGUUUCUGUCUUGGUUUCAUCAAGGGACUCCAAGCGUCCCGUCCAGGUCAUUAAAGAGACGUUUUGAACUGGCUGGGGACCCUUCUUCCAGUGCUGCUGCUGAGCCCCUUGCUGCCCUUGGCUUUGUCCCCUCAGCUGCAGCGAUGUCCGUGGCCCUGAGCCCCAUCCCUGCUCACGUCCCUGUGCCUGGCUGCCCCGGUGUGAUGAGCCGAGAGCGAGAUGGGAGAGCAAAUGCA
Molecule: messenger RNA, 6614 nt
Organism: Lagopus leucura (white-tailed ptarmigan)
Lineage: Eukaryota; Metazoa; Chordata; Aves; Galliformes; Phasianidae
Gene: GRIN2C
Product: glutamate ionotropic receptor NMDA type subunit 2C
Exons: 12
Coding region: 2034-6137 (1367 amino acids)
Biological process (GO): excitatory postsynaptic potential; monoatomic ion transport; long-term synaptic potentiation
Cellular component (GO): postsynaptic density membrane; NMDA selective glutamate receptor complex; plasma membrane
Molecular function (GO): transmitter-gated monoatomic ion channel activity involved in regulation of postsynaptic membrane potential; NMDA glutamate receptor activity
Source: RefSeq, a predicted model, not a curated record